ACACAGGUCAAUGGGGUAUUUAUUGCACUGAAGAAGUAAUUCGUUAACUUUUUAAGAUCUCAGAUUUCUUGAAAUUAAUGUUUAUAGCAGGGCUUAUGUACAACCUGAGGCAUAUCUACUGAAUGCAGCUGUUGUCAUAUUAAGUAACUGAUGUAAUAAUUUGUGGAUGAUGCAUCCAGGCAGUCACUUUAAUCACGUUGAGAAAAAAUAACUGUGAAUACAAAGUACUUUGCCUCUUGAAAAAAUAUCAUCUUACGUUUUUUUCUGCCAGUGAACAUUACGACGUGACACACAUGAAAAGAGUAGCCCUACAGUGCUUUGCCUGUGAGGGGAAGGAGGAAAUAAUAAUUUGAUCCUUCUCAAGUUUAAAAUAAUUAAAUUUUGUUGAAAGCCAUGGUAUUGUAGAUGUCUGUGGGCUAAUUAAUUUUAGCAGCAGUUAAGUAUCAACCUCUUUAAACCCAGGAUGUUACUGUAAAUUUGUGUCAGUUCUUUACUGCAGACCCUUAACUUUUUUUUUAUAUCUCCAAUCCCGAGUUUGCGGUGUUUUUAUAUAUAUUUCUAAGUGAGAUAAAGGGGUAUUCAAGUUAGAGGAAAUCUUUUUUUAACAGCAAUGUAUAUACGUAAAGGGGUUUAUCAGAUGGAGACCAAGGGCACAGUGACAAGCAAAGCAGAAAAACAGCUGAUUCCCCGAGUCAGUGGCCCUCUGAACAUGUAGAUAUAGGUGUAUCUCUGGUGGGUGAAAAAUUACUCAACUGAUCAGGCAACCGUAGAAAUACACAGGAAAUUGUCAAUUUGAUUUGGUUCCAUGCUGUAUUAGCCAGUGCUAGCCACAAUGCCUGCACCGAAGAGUGUAUGUUGGUGUUUUGGAGGGAGGCCGCCAGAAAUAACCUAUGGUAUCGAUGGGGAGACGCCUCUCAAGGCCAUGGAAGUCGAGGUUCCUAUGCCCACGGAUGAAAAGGAGAUUGAUGAAAAGUUUGCAGAAAUUGUGGAGGAACUGGAUGUUGACAAACCACACAGGGAUGCCCUGUUUAGUCUUCCACCUGAGAAAAAAUGGCAGAUAUACUGCAGCAAAAUCCAGGACAGGGGAGAGCACUGGCCUGACUACUAUAUUGAGAAACUGAACAAUCUAUCUUCUGUAUUUGUCAGUUACAAUAAUGAGGAGGAAGAACUGAGGACAAAGAUGGUGGACAACUUAAAGACUGCUCUUAGAACACAGCCAAUGAGCUUUGUGACACGGUUCAUUGAACAAGAGGGGCUGCAGAGCCUGCUGAAGUUUCUGGAGAACAUGGACUACAAGACCUGUCAGAGUCCCAUCCACACCUCCGUCAUCGGCUGUCUCAAGGCCCUCAUGAACAACUCGCAAGGCAGAGCUCAUGUACUUGCUCAUCCAAACUGCAUCAACAUAAUUGCUCAAAGUCUCGCCACCGAAAAUAUCCGGACAAAGAUAACAGUCCUGGAAAUUCUGGGAGCCAUUUGCCUGGUUCCCGGGGGCCACAGGAAGGUGUUGGAGUCCAUGCUACACUACAAGAAGUUUGCUGCGGAGAGGACCAGAUUUCAGAGCUUGGUCAAUGACCUUGACAGAAGUACUGGGAUCUACAAGGAGGAGGUCCAUCUCAAAACAGCCAUCAUGUUGUUCAUCAAUGCUGCUCUCAAAUAUGGACCCGGAAAGGAACAUUUAGAGUUUCGGUUACACCUUCGCUAUGAGUUUCUCAUGCUGGGUAUCCAACCUGUCAUUGAUAAACUGAGAAAGCAGCAUGAAAAUGCUACCCUUGACAGACAUUUGGACUUCUUUGAGAUGAAAAGGAAUGAAGAUGAGAGAGAACUUUCAAAGAAGUUUGAAAAUGUCCAUGUUGAUACAAAGAGUGCAUAUUCAAUGUUUGACCUCCUGAGGAAGAAGCUGACCAUGACAAGUAGUUACCAGCAUCUGAUGUCCAUCCUACAGCACCUGCUCCUUUUCCCUUUUGGGAAUGAUAGCAAUAUUUCUGGGAUGUGGAAUUUGGCUGACCGACUAAUCCAGCAGGUGGCGCUACAACAGAAGAAUGGCCAGGACCCGGACUGUGUUCCUGUUGAAAUGAACGUCAAGCAAAUGAUACGACAAAUGAGUAGUGGAGAAGAUGUGAAGAGUUUACAGCAGAAGCUGAGAGAGAUGGAGAAGGGCCAGGAAGACUUACAGAGCAAGGUGGCCAAGAAAGAGCGCGACUGUGAGAUGAAGGAACAGGAAAAGGAUGAGCUAGCAGAGACAGUUACCAGGAUGAAGGCUAAACUAGACCAAGAGAUGGCAGCUCAGAACGAACUCAAACAGAAAAUCAAUGAACUCAGUGUUCAUAUUGAAAACCUGUCUUCCCAGCUUUCCAGCGAGCGAGGAGAGAGACAGAAAUUGAGUCAUCUAGUCCAGACAGGUAGCCUUCCUGAUGAUGCCAAGGUCGGCCUGUCCACUCCUGCCCUGAUAGAGCUGAACAAUGUCAGCUCUCAUGUGAUCAAACCGAGUGUACCUCCCCCACCCCCUCCCAUGGGGGUACCACCACCACCACCACCACCACCUGCCCCAGGUGCCCCUCCACCCCCUUCAAUAGGUGGUGGCAGUUCACAGAAAUUCUCCAAUAUACCUCGUCCUAAACAUCCUAUGAAAUCCCUCAACUGGUCCAAGCUUUCAGAGACAAAACUUUCUGGAACUGUUUGGUCAAGGCUAGAUCCUUCCAAAUUGUACAAGCAGUUAGACCUGGAAGACUUUGAGCACACUUUCUCAGCCUACCAGAAACAGCAGAACAAUGACGGGGAGGACACUGAGGGCUCCACCAAGUCCAAGGCCAACAAAGAGCUGUCGGUCAUCGACGGGCGCAGGGCCCAGAACUGUACCAUCCUGUUGUCCAAGCUCAAGAUGACCAACCAGGAGGUCAUAACGGCCAUUCUGACAAUGGACAGCAAGGAAGAUCUUCCAAAGGACAUGUUGGAACAGCUUUUGAAAUUUGUACCAACAUCAGAGGAGACUCAGAUGUUGAUGGAAUACAGUAAGGAGAUAGACAGCAUGGCCAGAGCUGACCGGUUCCUUUAUGAGGCCAGCAGGAUAAACCACUAUGAAGGUCGACUUAGUGCUUUAUGUUUCAAAAAGAAAUUUCCAGAAAAAAUGUCUGACAUUAGACCCAAAGUUGAAGCAAUAAAAGGAGCAUCCAGUGAACUAAUGAAGAGCCGGAAUUUGCGCCAGAUUUUGGAAAUAAUCCUGGCUCUUGGAAAUUUCAUGAAUCGUGGUCAGAGAGGAAAUGCCUCAGGCUUUAGGAUAAGUAGCCUGGCCAACCUUAUCGACACAAAAUCGAGCACCAGCAAACAUGUGACUCUUCUUCAUUACUUAGUGGACCUCAUAGAGAAAAAGUUUCGAAGUGUUCAAAAAGUAGAUGGGGAAUUGUCCAAUGUCAGAGUGGCAGCAAAAGUCAGUAUGUCUGAGUUGGACAAAGAUAUAGCAGACAUCAAAGCAGGACUAGAAAGCAUUGGAAAGGAGCUGAAGUUCUUUGAGAACACUGGGGAGACAGACAGCAGGAAGUUUGUGUCUGUGAUGACAAACUUUCACAACCUUGCAUCCUACAAUUUCUCAGAGAUUGAGGAGGCCAAGGGAGAAAUCAAGAAAAAGUUUGAUUCCGUGUGUGAGUUCUUUGGAGAGGACCCCUCACAAAACAAGCCAGAGGACUUCUUUGGAAUAAUUGACUCCUUCCUGACUGCCAUGGCUGAUGCUAAAGCUGAGAAUGAAAGAAUCAAGAGGCAGAAGGAGGAAGAAGAAAAGAGACAAGCUCUGGAAGAAUCGCUAAAGAGAGAGCGUGAAAAGUUACGGAGUAGAAGAAGUGCUAGUCCUGCCACUAAAGGGGACAUCAAGGACCGAUCCAACAAAGGUGAAUUUGAUGAACUCAUUUCUGCCUUGAGGACUGGAGAUGUGUUCGGGGAAGAUCUCAUGAAAAUGAGGCGAAACAGGAAAAGGGGCGGUGUUAGUGUCGGGAACGGCAGAGAACGAGGCGGAAAACUGUGAUUCAUUCUUUAUUCCGAGACUUCUCACUUCAUACAGGAAAAGCCAGAAUGUGGACUAGAAACCACACUGGAUCUCUGUGGACAGUGCAUGAUUGUAUUAUUAAUCAAUUCCCUUCAUUUUGGUCUUACAUGUUACUGUAAUAACUACCAUGUAAUUCCAUUUCCACAGAAUCCGAAAGUGCUGUGGGCUUGAAAAAAAGUGACAUACUGUGCAAUUCUUUUGAACUUGCUCUAGAGUAAUUAUUAGAAAUAGUCCCUUUGUAGAACGCAAGUCAAACUUGUAAUAGCGGAACUGUUUCUUUUGGCUUUUGAUGUUGUGACAAAUGCUUGUAAAGCAUUGUAUAGUUGAGUUCCACUUAUACUUUCUUUGUUGGGAGAUGGUGAGAAAUUAUACCUCAGUUUUUAAGAUCAAGCGUUUAUUAUUCUCUAAAUGAAUAUACAUCAUUCCAAUUUCUAUACUAAAGUCUUGCAUGUUGACAUUACACGUAUGUGCAUUUAAUACGGACACACUCAUUCAAGGGUUGAUAUCCUUUUAACAUUCAUACACACACAACACAUACAUUUACUGUACAUAUACAUAUAUCAUACCUGUACAUGUAUAUACAAAUAUACAUGUAUAUAUAUAUUUGAUGUAAAUUACCAACAUUUAUUGAAUUUGCAUGAGUUAUAUUCAACAGGUCGCUCAAUAUAAAUACAUGUAACCAUAACUUAUGCAUACAUAUUUAUUACAUAGUGCUGUAAAUAUGUGUUUUGUAAAUACAUGUAUAAGUUUUGUACACAAUGUGCAAUAUUAUUCUUAAUAUUCAAUAAUUCGUAUUCUGACCCCCGAUAUACCCCUUAAAAAAAAUAUUCAACAAUAUCAUAUAAAUUAUACAUUAUACUUUUGGUCAGGAUCUUUGCUUCAAACCCUCAAAAUUAUAUUAGACAUGAACAUAGUAUUGAAAUUUUUGAAAUUCUCUGAAAUGGUUGAAUUUAUAUAUGAUCAACUCUCACACUAAAUUAAGCCCCUUGUGUCCCUACAUCAGUUUAAAAGAAUUAAACUAAACCUCCAAGUACAUGUUUUUCCUAUACUUUACAUGUAAUUAAUACAUGUAUGAUUGGGUGAUGUUUAAUUAACUUGAAUUGUGAUAGAUGUUGUAGAGUGGUCAAUUUUAUGUUUGUUACGACAGCCAGAGUUUAUUUACAAUGUUGUAUUUCUACUGAAUGAACUGAAGACAUCAUAUAAUAUACAUACAGUAGUAUAUCUUUAAUGUGUCAUAUAUUUCAUAUUUUUUAUGAUAACGAGUAUUUAUUAUUCUUUCUAUAGCUUAAUUACUGUGUUGAUAUUAAUUUUCCUUUUUUCAUGGUUUAUGUGCACGUUCAAUUGAUUUCUUUAAACUGUUGUGUUGCCAUUAAACAUACAUUGUACUAGUACAUUUAUACUGAUCUUAUAUAUGACCUCCAAGCCAGUUUGUAUAAAUGGGUACAAUUUGUGACACAUUAAUGUUUACCGAAAUUUAUCUAUUUUUCUGCUUGCUGCUUGAUUUUAACCAUCCCCCCAGUGCUCCCAAUUGAACAUUUUAAGAACCAACAUUCAUCAGUUCUUAGGAUGAUGUAAAUCAUAGAAAUCUUUCCCUAUAAAAAUGUACAACUCUAUAGCCUUGUAAACUAUACAUGUACCAUCUAUCAGUGCAGCAUUUUGCUAAAUGAUAUUAAACAAAUUCCCCAUAAUAAUAUUUUUAUCCGCAAAUCUUUAAAUUUUUUAAUUGCUGUGCCUUCUACAUCAUCAACAGCCAUUUGUUCAUGGUGCCAUAGGCAAUGAAAAAAUAUAAAAUAGCUAAUAAUAAUCUCUAAGAUUUGAGUUAGGAUAUGGUAGAUAUAAAGUAAAAUUAUAGCUGUGAAUAAUUUUUAUAAUUGUAGUUAUAAACAUGACUUCCAAAUUUUAACAGUACACAGAUCUUCCUGUGCUGUACUGGUGCUUUACAGUGUGUUUAGAUUGUUAGGCUACAUAAUAAUACUAUUAUAACCUGCAUUAACAGGGCAUGACAUAAAGAGCUUUAGGCUUGGAGAUUUCCAACAAGUUCCAUCACCCAUGCAACAUUUUCUCAGAUAUUCAUGUACAUUCUAAGCUCAAUGAUCAAAUCAGCAUUAUAGGAAAUUGAGGUACAAGUGCAAUACUUCUAAAAUCACAAAAUAACACGAGGAUAUUUUCUAACAGUACUGUUUCUAUUCUAACAUGCAUGCCUUCCCUAGCAUCAAAUGUUUGCAAAAUUUGAGCUCAUUUUUUUUUUUACAAAUAAACAUACCGGUACAUUUUCUAUCUUAGUAUAGAUCAUUUAUGUACAAGAAAGUUGUUUGUUAUGUUACCAGUAAGAAUUGGAUUGGACUUGUUUCGUACAUAACUGAUAAAAGUGUGCAUGUUGAAUGCUCAACCUUGAUGCUGUUGCGUGAACUAUUCCUGUGUAAUGAAGCCUAUAGAUCUUAAUAUUUCUACCUUAUUGUUGGUGUUUUGUAUACCUAUAUAAUUUUACUUAAUACUAGGUCUGGUCGAGUUUUGUAUUUUGUAAUGAAUUACUUUCUGUAUGUUUUUUUUAUUUUGUUAAUAUACUUAUGUUACAGUACAUAGAAUAAACCAAACAAAAAUUGA
Molecule: messenger RNA, 6637 nt
Organism: Magallana angulata
Lineage: Eukaryota; Metazoa; Mollusca; Bivalvia; Ostreida; Ostreidae
Product: disheveled-associated activator of morphogenesis 1-A-like
Exons: 27
Coding region: 833-4012 (1059 amino acids)
Biological process (GO): actin cytoskeleton organization
Molecular function (GO): actin binding; small GTPase binding
Source: RefSeq, a predicted model, not a curated record